AUGACCUCCUUCGAUACGGCGGAGCACAGAGUGGGCACACACAUCCACCUGGACCGGUCCAGGUGGAGGAUUGUGUCCAAGGUCAACGAACACGUCUUCCCAUUCGACCGCGAGGAUGCAGAGACCUUCGACAUUCGCCCGUAUGUCUGUGCCAGGUUCCGUGUGCGGAAGGUCCAACAGGGCCCUCAAGAAGAGGCCUUCAUGCGCGUGUACAAGCAGAUCCCCAUCCUAGGAUCGGAGUUCAACACCGCGGAGGAAAUCGCCCGGCAAGCCAAGCCGCAGGUGCCCACCGAGGUGAAGGCCUUUCAGCGGUUUUCGUCCCUGCACCUAAGCCCGGAUUGCACUCCAACCCUCCUCGACAGUAGGACGGAGCAGCAAGGGGACGGGGACCGUGUCCCGGGGGGGUUCAUAUACACCAUCAUCUGGAGCAUUGUGCCAGGAAUCCGCCUGGGCGAUGACCUCGGCUCGCAGACCUUUUGGAACUUGCCUCGUGAAGAGCGAGAUCUGAUCCGAGCUGAAUUCAGAGACAAGCUUCCGGCUCUCUAUUCGUGCGGGUAUAUACCCUAUGUAGGAGCGACCCAGAACCUUGUUUGGGACGGAACUGGCCGGAGACUUUACUUCGUCGGUUGGCUCAACUGCCUUCCUCUGAGACCAAACGAUAUCGACCUGCCUUUCAGUCCCAUGCGCUGGGCGAGCUGGGGGCUAGCGGCAGCGCCCAGAAUUCCUUUCCCCAGCCCCACGUGGCAAGGAUCCAUCGAUAGCUGGGAGCUUUAG
Messenger RNA from Aspergillus aculeatinus CBS 121060, 774 nucleotides. RefSeq lists its product as uncharacterized. The transcript is spliced from 3 exons. The record is from RefSeq and is a predicted model, not a curated record. NCBI's taxonomy places the organism in Eukaryota, Fungi, Ascomycota, Eurotiomycetes, Eurotiales, Aspergillaceae. The coding region runs from base 1 to 774 and encodes 257 amino acids.